This is a messenger RNA of Symbiodinium natans, 1524 nucleotides long. The record is from the annotation of a GenBank genome assembly. Lineage: Eukaryota; Dinophyceae; Suessiales; Symbiodiniaceae.
AUGUAUGCCGAAUACGCUGUCCCUGAAGAAGAUCUUCACAUUCGUCGGACUUGGCAGCAUGUGCUUUUGCAGAACCUCGUGACAGGAGAGUUGGUGGUUUUGAAAGACACACAGUCCUGCAAGGAGUGUGAUCUCCUGGCAGGGCCUCGUGGGUUUGUAAUCCGGCUUGUGGAUCUGGAUGGAGAGAAGAAUGAGAUGCCAGCCCACGAGCAGUUGAGGUACGAGAAGGUCGCUGAUCAAAUUCGAGACAAAGUGGAGGGGACCACCGAGAGGUGGACAACAGCUGCAGCUGCUGUGAAAGGCUGUGCGAUCAAGUUACAAGCCCAUGGUCAACAAGUCUUCACUUGCGAAAUCUCGGCCUUCAAAAUUCCCCGAGCAGCUGGGGUGUCAGGCUCAUUAUUUCCCCAUCUCAGGUGGCUCGUGGCAUUUUGUGGAGGUCAUCAGAACAAGAACUUUGUUGGUGCAUCCUCAGAGUCCUGGCACUUCAAAGUGGGCCAGUACCUUGCUGCUUUGGAAGGCGAAGAGGAGGACCUGGGUCCGGAGGAACUCAGGAAAAGGGUCCAAACUCACUUCGUUGUCAGUCGCAAAGCAGCAGUCGCGGCCAAGGCCAAGGCAAGGAGCAGGAAGCGAAAACAGCCCGAGGAGGAGGAGGAGGACGAGGGGGAGGAGCAGCAGGUUGAUGAGUCAGCCGAAGCUGACCCCGGACCUGCAGGCGAGUACUCGGCUUCCUUUUUCACAAUUGGUGUCCUGCUGCUGCACUGGAGUACGAGGAAGCUCCACGAACGGAGUCGCUGGAAGGGGAGCAAGGAAGCUGUGGCAGCCAAAGCCACGACAUUGUUGCGAGCCCUAGUCACUUGUUUCAUCACUGCAUCCCAGCAGGUCGAAGCCAAAGAGGCCAGGCUCAACAUCACUGUCCAGAGCGACUCCGUGCAGCUGGACUGGCCAUCGUUUUGCAGAAGCGAUCCCACCGAAAGCCUCGAGUGCCUGGCUGAAAUGAUGCCUACAGGCGAAAGAGACUUCUGCGAAUGCCUGCAGCAGUGCUGCAAGCAGGAGGUGAAUCCCAACUUCACUUUGAAGAAAAGGAGAGCUUGCCAAAGGGCAGUGGCCUUGCUACUGCAAUGCUUGUGCCACCUCAUCGAAGCCAGCAGGAUGGAUGACAUCUGGAAAGAAACCGAGCUGUGGCAAAUACAGCCACUGAGGAGCCGAAAAGGCUACAAGAGGCUGAGUGGUGAACAGAAGGCAGCUGUGCUGGAGCAGACGAAGAAGCAGAACCUCAGGUCAGUAGCCACUGUGCUGGCUUCUGUACAAGGAUCGGAAGGGGGAAAGCAGCGAGGCACUCCUUUGAUUGGCAUGGAGAGGUACUCCUACUUGCAGCAAGCGAAGGUUACUUUUCGGAACUCUCGGUGGCUAAGCUUGGCAGUGGAUGGAGUUCAAGUGGGCUCCAAGUCCCUGCUGAACACCUUGGCCUGGGAUGGCGACAGCGGUUGGGCUUGCAUCUGUCCCCCACAGGCGGGUUUGUUUUAG